Molecule: messenger RNA, 2724 nt
Organism: Triticum dicoccoides
Lineage: Eukaryota; Viridiplantae; Streptophyta; Magnoliopsida; Poales; Poaceae
Exons: 4
Coding region: 39-1931 (630 amino acids)
Molecular function (GO): protein binding
Source: RefSeq, a predicted model, not a curated record
GCAUUCCUCGAAACAGAAAAAUAUUGGACUCAACAGUUAUGGACAUAGACCGUUCUAGAAUUAUGAAAGGAAAUGGGUACUUCUACAAUAAUACUCGUAGAAUUAGUCCCUCAAAAAAAUCUCGUAGAAUUAGGAAAUGGCUUAACCGUUCUCAGAAAAAAGAAGAGAGGAAAUGGCUUCUGGUUGAGCCGAACCAAGUCACCAGUUCGGUCUCCUGUUCCGUCUUCCCAACCCAGGCACCCGGCUCGUCUGGAAACAUGGAGCUGCCACGCCUCCGCCGCUCGCCGCCGGCGCUUCCAGACCACCUCCUCGAGGAAAUCUUCUCCCGCCUCCCUCCCAGCGAACCCUCAUGCCUCCUCCGCGCCUGCCUCGUCUGCAAGCACUGGCGCGACAUCAUCUCCGCCCCCAGCUUCCUCCGCCACCUCCACGCGCACCGCCGGGCACCGAAGAUGCUAGGGUUCCUCCAGCACUCGGAAGGUGAUGAGAAUCUCCCCGUAUACGUGCCCACCUCCCCCUUCUCCUUCCCCGUCCCCGACCCCCGCGCCUGGCACGUCCUCGGCUACCGGCACGGCCGCGCCGUAUUCGUCUCCGAUACUACCGACCGGGAGCUCCUCGUCUGGGAGCCGUUCACGGGCAACCGGUGGAACGUGCCGGUACCCGCGGAACUCAAGAUCGGGCACUCCAACGCCACCGUGCUCUGUACGGCGGAGGGGUGCGACCAUCUCAACUGCCACGGGGGGCCCUUCCGCGUUGUCUUGGUGUUCACCAGCCCCUUCGAGGAGGAAACGGAGUGGCUCACGUCGGCGGCCGUAUACUCGUCGGAGACCGGCGCCUGGGGUGAGGUGGCCUUGGCCUUGCCCUGGCGCGAUGGCUUUUCCUUGCUCUGUGAGAAUCCUGGCCUGCUCGUGGGGAAUUCUCUGCUGUACUUCCUGUACCUUGAUGGGCACAUCCUCGAGUACAACUUGGCUGAGCAUGUCCUCAAUGUGAUCAACCCACCGGAACCGGACAAUGAUGCUGCAUUCUCGCAGAGAGUUAUGCUGGUUCAGGCGGAGGAUGGUGGGCUGGGAAUUGCUAAAGCUGAUGACGGUGGGUGGAAUCAUCUCUACCUCUGGUCAAGGAAGGUCAGUGAAGGAGGUGAUGCAGAAUGGGUGGAGUGCCCGUUCAUGUACCUCGGCGAUUCGCUUCCAUUUGCUGCUAGGUCGUCGUCCUCAAGAAUAACAGUGUUUCUGAUGGGCUUUGUCGAGGGAGCAAAUACCAUUUUGGUGAGCACGGUUGAUGGCUUCUUUUCAAUCGAGCUCCAGUCCAAGCGGGGGAGGAAGAUGUGCAAGGACCGAUGCAGGGCCUACCCUUUGGUUCCAGUUGUCAGCUCCUACUCUAUACUCCGGGUACCUCAAGUUGAGCACGACAGCCUGGGCUCUCCGGACUUCAAUGGUGAGUCAGAUGAUGAGGAGUGGGAGUGGGAAGCACUAAGGCAGGCAGAGUCGCUGUUUUACAGUGGGUCCAUGGCCAUCAAGGAGGGGGACUUUGUUGCCGCUGUUGAUUGCCUCAGCCGCGUCCUGGCGAUCAGGGUUGCACAUUAUGGUGAACUUGCUCCGGAAUGUGCUAGUGUGUAUUACAAAUAUGGAUGUGCCUUGCUAUGGAAAGCUCAGAAGGCAACUAAUCCUCUGGGAAACCUUCCCAAGAAGGGUACAAUCAGCAAAGCUCACAGUGAAGAAUGGGAAAACUCAAAUGGCGAAGAUCAGGAGGAUAGGAAGGGUGACAAUGAGAUGGCAGGCGCUGGAGAUGUUUCUGAUGUGGAUCUUGCUGGGAAAAUGCUAGAUACUGCAAGAAUAAUAAUGGAAAAGACCGCAGACAACACUGUGGAGAUAUCAAGAAUCCUUUCUGCUCUCACUGAAGUCUCCAUGGAGAAGAGAAAAAGAGGAAUUAAUUAGACAAGUCACUCAGUGAAAGUUUUAGGCAUCCUGGAGCAUUUACCUAACUGCAUUCUGUUUGCGGUAUGAAAUUGUCAAUCGUCUGUCAUGUAGCAGUACUAUCUGCAUCCUUCCGGAGGUGGGUCUCUGUGGUUUUACGGGUAGUAAAUUUUCAGUUAGAUACUUGCUGGUAUCUUGUAGAUUUGGUUGGUCUUCCUGUUGCUUAUCCCCCUUAAUUCAGUCCUAGGAGGACUCCCUGCACCUGGCUGCUUUGUCUUGGAGCUUCCUCCAUUAUGUAAACCGUGUAUACAGAACCAGAAAAGUGGCAAGGAGGCUCAGAAAUUCCACUUGAGAAGAUGAGAUAAAGAUCAUUACCGACAUCAUAUCCCACUUUUUGAUGUCGGAACAGAAGGAAGAUCAUUACUAGCUCAGAAGGUGGUGAUACUAUUCAUUAAAGCGGCGACGCCCGUGAGCGCCGCCCUUCCAUCCUGUCAAAUCGCGGCAUCAAUGCCGGUCGCUGCAUGCUCUGGCAUGGCAAGCGGUGUGGGCGUUCGAUGGAAAGCAAGGGAGAGGAAGGUGGUCUUUUUUUGGUGGGCCAAGGUGGUCAGACGUCGACGUGGCGGCGGUCUGGACGCUCGCAAAGCCCCCCUAGUUUGUCUUCAGUUUGCUGAAAAAGUAUGUCUUGACGCACAACAAGUCCCCGCGCUGUCCAGAUGCAUAUGCUAGUACGCAUAAUAACCUGUUUUUUUUGUUUUUGUAUGUCUUUUUUUUACUGGUAAAAAAAAUGACAUUGUCUGGCUGUUGCUUUUCUUUA